AUGCUUUCGGUCUCAUCAGUAGCACUUCUUCUAAUACAAGCCUCCUCCUUCUUUAAGGCAGGCUAUGCAGCAAGUGAUGAAUCAUCCCUAUACGGUACUUGGUCAUCAAAAUCAAAUCAAGUCUUUACGGGUCCUGGAUUCUAUGAUCCUGUAGAUGAACUACUGAUUGAACCUUCAUUACCAGGUCUUUCAUACUCUUUUACUGAGGACGGAUGGUUUGAAGAAGCUACAUACCAAGUCGCAGGGAACCCAAAGGAUCCAACCUGCCCUGAAGCAUCAUUGAUUUUCCAACACGGUACAUAUGAAAUAUUAAGCAAUGGAACUCUAAUUUUAACUCCUAUUGCUGUUGACGGAAGACAAUUAUACAGUAACCCAUGUGAUGAUAAAGGUGUCUCCACAUAUACUAGGUAUAACCAAACUGAGUUGUUUAAAUCAUUUGUAGUGGAAGUGGACGCAUACCACGGUGUGUACAAAUUACAAUUAUAUCAACACGAUGGGUCUCCAAUGCAACCAUUAUAUCUAGCUUAUAAGCCACCGAUGAUGUUACCAACUCAAACUUUGAAUCCAACUGAAGGUGCUUCUAAUACUGAUUCUGGUGCUAGUGCCACUGACACCCAAGCUGUUAACGAAAAAAGAUCACUCAGAACAUUAGUGAGAAGAAGUUUAGAAAAUAGACAUAAGACAAGUGCAGUGAAAGUUCAUAAGGGAUUUUGGAAUUCUGAUACUUUUUGGUAUCUAUCUGCAGGUUUGCUUGGACUUGGUUCUGUCAUGUUCCUAUACUCUUGA
Messenger RNA from Naumovozyma castellii, 786 nucleotides. It is a transcript of the gene ROT1, whose product is annotated as Rot1p. Bases 1 to 786 code for a protein of 261 amino acids. The transcript has a single exon. NCBI's taxonomy places the organism in Eukaryota, Fungi, Ascomycota, Saccharomycetes, Saccharomycetales, Saccharomycetaceae. The record is from RefSeq and is a predicted model, not a curated record.